Molecule: messenger RNA, 2378 nt
Organism: Manihot esculenta (cassava)
Lineage: Eukaryota; Viridiplantae; Streptophyta; Magnoliopsida; Malpighiales; Euphorbiaceae
Exons: 6
Coding region: 328-1938 (536 amino acids)
Source: RefSeq, a predicted model, not a curated record
UCUAUGUACCAAAUCAAAAUCCCUCUCUAUUCUCUUCUUCACCAAAACGAACUCAAUCUAUCAACUUCUCCGCUUGAGUGGAUCUCGCCGAAAUCCCUGUCCUUACAAUAUCCGGCGCAUUAUCCUGCCAAAUCGGUGCCGGGACUAUCUUCGAUCUCCUGUUUAAAAAGAAAAGAAUCGUAAGCUUGUGCUCGGAUUGCCGUUUUUGCUUAAACCAGGACUUGAAGAAAUUUGUACUGAUAGAACAGUUUGGUUACAAGCUAGAAGUAUCAAUAGCUCCCUGCAAAUAAAAUAAUAAAGGAUUUGACGGGGAAAAGGAAACAAGAAAUGUCUUUCCAGAAUCAAGGUUUUUGGAUGGCAAAAGGUGGUGAGUCAAUAAAUGAUGGUGAGAUUAGUUACGAUCCAUCUAGAGUUGAGAUGAAGCGUUCUCAUCAGUGGUUUAUGGAUGGUUCUGAAGCAGAGGUAUUUUCCAACAAGAAACAGGCAGUUGGAGUUCCAACCAACAACUUGUUUACGGGAAUGAUAAAUUCAAAUGUUUCUCAAUGGGGAAAUGCUUCUACUUUUCAGUCAAUUUCUGGUCAUCUUUCUGAACGGUUGUUUGAUUCUGAUACAACAGGGACUGCCAAUUUCAAUGACAGAAAUAUUUCAUUGGUUAGCUCAGAAAAGUUUAAUAUGGGAAGGAAGGUAAAUGAGGAUCCAUAUGGGAAUCAUUCUUCAUUUAAUUUAUCUAUGUCUCACACACUGGAAGAUCCUAGUUCAAAUUUAAAUUUUGGUGGGAUUAGAAAAGUGAAAGUUAGCCAGGUCAAGGAAUCUGAGAAUGUCAUGCAUUUGUCAAUGGAACAUAACUACAAUAGGGUGGAUAGCAAUAAUUUGUCAACCUCUCAUGCUUACGAUAAGGGUGAAAAUACCACAUCAAUGGGUCUUGCUUAUAACAAUGGGGAUGGCCAUAUCAUGUCUGUGGGGGAAGCUUAUGACAGUGAGAGCAACAUUUUCAUUUCAAUGGGACAACCCUAUAGCAAGGAAAAUGACAACAUAACUAUGAAUCAAACAUACAAAGAUAAUAACGGUAUCAUAGCAAUGGGCCACACGUUUAGCAAGGAUGAGAACGGUAUCAUAUCUACGGGUCAAACCUUCAAGCCAGAUGAAAACACCAUAUCAAUGGGGCAUCUCUUCAGCAAAGGCACUGGCAGUACUGUUUUAAUGGGUCACACCUAUGACAAAGGCGAUAACAAUGAUUUGUCAGUUGGUCAGUCCUUUAAUGAAAGAGAGAGUACUAUAAUAUCCUUCGGUGGCUAUGAUGAUGAUGAUACAAAUCCCUCAGGACGGCUCAUAUCCAGUUAUGACUUGUUGAUGGCCCAACCUUCUCUUCAGAAUUCAGAAGUAAUAAAUGAGAAAGAAGUAGUCAAUUCAAAUGUGGAUGCACAUGCAUCUGCUGUCCAUACAACUGCAUCUGGAACUGAAAAUGCUUCUAAGAAGAAAGAGGACCUAAAAGCAUCUAAGAAGGCUCCUUCAAAUAACUUCCCUUCAAAUGUCAGAAGUUUGCUAUCCACUGGAAUGCUGGAUGGAGUUCCUGUAAAGUAUAUAGCAUGGUCACGGGAGAAGGAGCUUUGUGGUGUUAUAAAAGGUUCUGGAUAUUUAUGUGGCUGUCAGACAUGCAAUUUCUCUAAGGUAAUUAAUGCUUAUGAAUUUGAGCGACACGCUAAUUGCAAAACAAAACACCCCAAUAAUCACAUAUAUUUUGAGAAUGGGAAGACUAUCUAUGGCAUUGUCCAAGAGCUAAGAAGCACACCUCAGAGUAUGCUGUUUGACGUAAUUCAGACAAUAACUGGAUCACCUAUCAACCAGAAGUCCUUUCGUCUUUGGAAGGAAUCAUUUCUAGCUGCCACUCGUGAACUUCAACGUAUUUAUGGAAAAGAUGAAGGGAAACCAUUAAAAUAAGAGCAGCCUUGUUUAAUUUGCAAGGUCGGAUAGUUUUUGUGUUGUGCAUACAAGUCAUCUUUUUGGCCACACCUUGUACUGCUUAAGGUGGCUGCACUGCUAACUUGCGACUGUUGGGUGUGUGCAAUUUUUUGAACUGGGCAUCAUGGUGGAAGCUGGAGUCCAACAUGCAAAAGGAACUUCAAUUUUUGUAGCUGGAUUUGCGAAAACUGCACAUAGCCUGCUGACUGAAGCUCAAAUGGAAUUAAAAAAAAUAUGUGCUACUUUUAACAGAAGAAAAGUUUUGUAAGUUUUCUGUUGUGGUUUCCUUUGCAACCAUUUUUGUCAUGUUUACCCGGAAAAGCAUUUUAAGUUCAUUAUGCUGAAAUUACUGAUGGGCUGUAAACAAAAAAAAAGAAAAAAAGAAGCAUGUCAAUAGGUCUAAAACAUGGUUGACAAUA